Molecule: messenger RNA, 582 nt
Organism: Petromyzon marinus (sea lamprey)
Lineage: Eukaryota; Metazoa; Chordata; Hyperoartia; Petromyzontiformes; Petromyzontidae
Source: RefSeq, a predicted model, not a curated record
CGUCAAGCGCAUCAGCCGUGGGAGGAGGAGGAGGAGGUGCAGGGAGCCUCCCGGCGAAGUCGUCGCGGCGGGCCUGACCACCUCCUCCUCCUCCUCCGCCUCCGCGCCGCCGCAGCCGCCGCCGCCGCUGGACCCCCGGCGUCUCCGGGGUCUCCCGCGGCAACCGCGAUGCACAACAACCACGACAACCACGACAACCACAACAACCACGACAACCACAACAACCACGGCAACCACAACAACCACGGCAACCACGAGCACCAGCAGCAGCGGCGGCAGCAGCAUCCGAGGCAUCACCAUGGCAACCAUCGCAGGGAGUUGUCGCCGUACGGCGAGGUGCCCAACGGGGCCGCUUUCAAGCCGCUGCACGCCACGGGGAACGGCAUUGGCGCGAGGGCCCCGUCCGAGAGGGAGUUUGACGAGCGCGACGGCGACCUCGGGGACUCCCUCUCCCGGUUCAUCGCGGACGGCGCCGUCGAGCAGGCGGGGAAGCUGGGCGAGGCUGUGACGGCGUUCAGCAGAAGGUUCACGUCUCUGUGGUGACGACUCCGCGCCAAGGCGAGUUGCUCCACGUGGAGGCGC